GCUUGGAGUUGCUCUGGGGUCGGCGCGGAGCAGCCGAGCUGAAUCUAGGGGGGGGGGGGUAGGAGGUGAGUGACGGACGGCCAGCUGGGUGAGGGUGAGAGUGCAUUUGCCGCUCCGUGUUAAUGUGAGUGCAGGGCUUCUCAGCCGGGGCUGGGCUGGAGCAGGCCCGGAGCCAGGGCAGCGCCUGGGAAUGCGAUGCCGUGCCGGCAGACGGUGCGCCGGUCUGCGCUCCGCAGGAUAUGUGCCCGUGAUGCUGCUGCAAGUACAUUUUUCAUUGCAUCUGUGCAUACAUGUACUUGUGCACAUGACAAUAAACUCUACUUUGAGGGAAUAGAGUAAAGGAGACUUGAUAAACAACAUGCUUACCACUGUCUGGGAGGACAUAGUGCCAUAGUUUUGAGUGAAAGCUCGUGUGAAUUCAUAAAUCUGGUCAGAUGCUUUACUGUCCAGGUGGGAGAUGGCGUUCACUGUAGACCUGUUUUGGCGGUAGGCGAAUUGCAGUGGGUCGAGGUUUUCCAGGAGGCUGGAAUUAAUGUGUGCCAUGACCAGCCUCUCGAAGCACUUCAUGAUAGUGGAUGUCAGAGCCACCGGUCGGUAGUCAUUAAGGAUGAUGGUGGUAGUGCAGGUAUACAGACUUUGUGGAGUUGAUGCGGAUUGUUGUGCAACUGAUCUGAUUCACAGCUGAUUGCACCUGUGUAUAGACACAGUUGCCAUGGAAACUGGCAGCAGUGAAGAGACAGCUGGAACAAAGGCUUUGUCUCCUGGCCGUGGGGAACUUGCCAGAGGGAGCCAGACCCAGGGAGCAGCUGUGCUCGCACCAUACGACUGUACUGAUGCCACUGAUACUGAACAGUCUUCUGGGAAGCUUAAGAAAACCGCAUUUAAACUGUUUGGAGGAAGGAAGAGCAUCUGCACACUACCUAGCUUUUUCACUAUUAAGAACAAAGGACAAGUAAAAGGAUUCUCCAAAAAGGGAAUCACUAAAAGCAAAACUCUCAAUGGCAUAAGUGAAGUGGCUUUGAACAUUAACCAAAAAGAAGGACUUGAUACUGUAUGGGGUGGAUACAGUGAUUCUUCUAGUUGGAGCUCUGCGGCAUCAAGAACCUUGCGUGGCUCUAAAAGUGAGCACUCAGCACUUGAUAACAGUGUCAAUUCUGAUUUCCAUAAAAGUGAAUCUCUAGAGUCGGAGAACUCUGAAUGUUUUGUUCACAAACGAAGCACGGACAAGCCCUCAAGUGAGAGGAGGUCGAAGAAGGGCCUGAGGGGUCUCUUCAAUAGCAUCAGACGUCACAAAAAGAACAAAGCUGUUGAUUCUGUGAAAGAUCCACAGGACAGUAACAGUGCUGCUGCUGCUGAUGUUUUUGCACAUACAGAACAACCGACAGCAGGAGAACAAGGAGUGGGGGUUGAACUUAAGAAGGGUUUGGUGGAGCUGGAGCUAAACCUAAAGCCUUCAUGUAAAAUGAACUAUAGAGGAGCAAGUGACUCGGCAGAUAAAACUGGAACUGCAAAUAGUACAGGCUCUUCCUCUGAAUCAAGUGCUUUCAAAAUCGAGAAUACCACGAGAAAUCAGAGGAGUGAGUUUGAGACAUCAGGUGCAGAGGUAAGGAAAGUCAGUGUAGGUGAAAUUAAGUCAUUAAAUAGGAAGCCUGGUGGUGCUAUUUCUAAUCUGAACUCCAGUUUUGGUAGCAUGCCUGAUAUUGUAAAACCUAACUGCAUGGAUCAUGACCCACCAUCUGUGCAUUCUUUUGAUCAAGUCAGCUUGAUUUUUGGUGAUGUGACUUCACUGAAGAGCUUUGAUUCUCUAACAGGCUGCGGGGACAUUAUCGCUGACCACGAUGAUGAUAGUAUUGCUGAAAGUACAGUAUCGGGUGAGAGGAGUAGAACAGCUGGGAAACGGAGCUCGUGUUUGGUCACUUAUCAGGGUGGUGGGGAAGAAAUGGCAACUCCAGAUGAAGUUGAAGAUGAAUAUCUUAAAGCGCUAUGGGAGAAAGCAACAGGGACAGCUACAGUGUUUGAUAGCAGCCAGAAUAUAGCAGAAGAUGGUGGUGAGUGUUUGAGGUCACCCAGUGAUGCGGAGCAUUCUGCCUUGCACAUUAACUUGUCGGAUCCUUGUGCUUUGCAAGGGAUCACUGAUAGUGCAAUCAAUAGUAGUGAACUGGUGACGCCACAGAGUGACCAUCAGGAAUCGGCUCCGAAUAGUGACGAAGGUUAUUACGACUCUACCACCCCAGGACAUGAGGAGGAAGGGGGAGACAGUAUUAGUGAAAGCAAAAACGGAAGACUUCCAAGGGAUAGCUAUAGUGGAGAUGCCUUGUAUGAACUCUUUGAGCAGAAUGAUAGUCUUAUAAAUUCUCCACCAAGUGAUGAGCAAUCUUUAGAAACAAAGCCACCUUCAUUGGGUGCCUCACUUACCUCCAUUUUAAGCUUUUCAUUGCCAGUGGAUACAAAUGUUCCUUGUAUUCCAAGUAAACAAAGCAUUAUGAUUGCUUCAGAGCAAGAGAAAUUUAAUUUUAUUCAGGAAGAUGAGAUCAGAUUAGCCCACCUACAGCAACAGCUAACUUGUUGGGAGUCAAAUGGGAAAAUGACGUUCAUAAAAGACUUAUCUGUUAGAGAAAAGGAAAAGUUCUCUGGUGAUCUACUUGAGACUGAAUUUAGUAAAAUUGGCACAGAUGCUCUCGGUGUUAUUGCCAAAAAUCAGCAAGCUGCUGUGAGCACAGAACCACUCGUUUCAAGUAGUAUGAACAAAAAUGGAAAGGUGAAAGCUGAGUACAUGUCAGAGGCAGCUGAUGGGCAGAAUUGGACAAAAAUCCAAAGAUUAUGUCCAAAAGAAACUGAUAAUAAAUACAUGAUAUGUAAGCGGAGUAUGUGUGAGAACUACAGCAUAACAAAACUUCACAAUAAUAUGUCAGAAGUAAGUUUCACACAAGAAUACAAGAAUGAAGACUCUGGUAAAUGGGGACAACAAAUAAAAAAUGGUGAGAAUCAUAGUAUGAAGAAACUAGUUCAGAACAGUGCAGGAGCCAAUGGAGUAGUCGAUGACUUAAGUGGGAGCUCCUCUGACUGUAGAGAAGUGGGAGUAACCGAAGAGAAAUUCGAACAAGCUAUCAACUACUCACAGGCUUUGGUUGAAUUCACAGCUAACAGAAAACUUUAUCCCAAUCUUUCUGAAAGCCUUGGGAAUUCUGAAUCAGGGUCUCAGCUCACACAGGAUAUACAUGCUCUGCCAGCCAUGGUAACUUUUGAUGUCGUUGACGUUGAGAAUGAGGAAGAAUGUGACCAGCAGAGUGAAAUGGUCAUGGACGAAGAAAUCUCUGCAUCUUAUGAGGCCUUUGAUAACAGUUACUUAGAGAAAGAUCCUUAUCAUUGUGACAACAGAAUGUUUCCAAGUUGUGCCCAGAAUUCUUCCCCUGGCACUUGCUGGGGGGCUGCCAGUCUUCCUCGGCACAGUAGUCUUUAUAAACUAAGUCCUUCUCUGCCUGCUCCAUUAUCACUUAGCAGAAGGAGCAGGUCCCUUGACACUGACAGCUUGGAAUCUGAACUCACUGAUUUGUAUCUGUCAAAGGUCACUGCAGCAUCGAAGAGCACCCCACAGUCUCCUGAUGUUCCUCCGUAUGAAUGGGAUGGCAGGAAAGGAUCUGCUUGUCAUUGGUUUGGCAAAAGAAGUGGUCAAAUGGUUUCUUUGGAAACCCCAGCGAUUGCACAUGAUUUGCAUUGCUCGGGGCAGCAGUUCGCCAAAUAUAGGGAAGAUCCUGGGUCUUUGGAUAAGAGAAACACAGGGUUUAAUUCCUUCUGCCCUUCAGAGACGGACAUGAGUAAACUACACACUAAUCAGACUGGAGGUUUGAGUUUACAUUGUAAAUCUAAUUCAGUUAAACAGGCAGCUCAAAACCAGUCUACUUGUAAACAGAAUCUGGAACCUAUAAUUAAGAAUAAGAUGCCUCACAAUUCAAGAAAAUUGGUUAGACCCACUCAUCUACCAUUGCAAAAUGAUGAUUUUGUGUUGCAGACUGGUUCUUGUAGUUCUUCAAGGGAAAUCACUACUGGCAAAGGGGCAUGUGUUUCCUUAAAGGAAAGGGGAGAGGAGGAGUUCUGUAAAAUUGCAUCCUUGAGUAGGUAUUCUGAUUCUGAAUCUGAACUUGCUGGGAAAGGAUGUGGGGCUGGAGAGAUCCCUCGGGUACUGUCUCCCUUCCACUCAAAUAAGAUGAAGUCUGAAGCACAGCCUGGAUCCUAUUGGACAUUAUACAGCUGCCAAUAAUAUUAUGUUUCAAGGAAAAAGUGUCCUUGUUGUGGAACUUUCUGGAGGGAGGGUGGAGUAGAAACACUACACAGGGGUGUGUAAUCUUUCAAUGUACUGUGUGGAGGGAAGAUGGCUGGAGAAAGAGUAAUGCUGCCUGGUUUUUGUUAUAAUACUAAUUUGUAAAUUCAUGUUUUGUUUUGUAUUCACCAAAGGCUUUGGAUAAUUUUUUUAGUAGGUAUUAGUGAAGCAGUAAUUGUAGCAUUUUUAGAAUGUGAAUUGCAUGAUUUUUGUUUUGUUUAAAACAUUUCAUGUGGUAAAGUGAUUUAUAUUAAGAGCAUUCCGUUACUUUGGUGUAAAAUGCUGCUGUAAUAAUGCCCAAGUAUGGGAAUGGCUUUUAUUGCUGAAAAUUAACCAAACAUGACUGUUAUGAAGUUGAAAUUCAAACUUUUUUCAUAUAUGUUCCCUUUUAUUUUGCAAUUAACUGUAAGAAUUUUUAAGGUAUUUCUUAAGCAUAGUUUUGCAUAAACCACCUAAACUGAGUAUUUUAAUUUUUUUUUGUAUAGAUUGAGUUCUCAAUCCAUCUGGGUAGAUAUUAAUCUGGACUUCAGAACCUAAUAAACUGGAUAUUAAUGCAUUUCUAUUUAGCUAUGGAUUCUUGAGUCAGGGCUGCCAGGUUUCUUUCCACAAGAGCUUUUUCCCCUUAAUACAUACAAAAACUCGCAUUUUUUUAUCUUGACCAUCUAAUUUAAAUAGUACAGUCAAAUGAUACAUGACUCUAUUAAAAGUCUAUCUCCAUACUUAUGAAUAAUUGUUUUUGACUGUAAAGACCUGUAACGAUCUGUGUAUGCUAAUUGCCAUGGGUUAGUUUAACCGUUGCCAAUUGUGCUAAAUAUAUUCUAAGCAAAGAAUUAUUGCACUUGCAUCUGAAUCCUAGAAACUUGUGUAAAGGAGGCCAUUCAGACCAUUGAAUCCAUGACGGCCAAUGAAGUGCUUUCUGGCUUUACUCCCCAUCCCUGCUUUUGGCCCCUAGUUUUGGCAAAUUAAGUGUUAGUACAAGAAUUCUUUUUAAAUGUGGGUUUUUCUGCCAUUACUGUACUUUGGGGCAAUGAAAAGAAAUUAUUCUCAACCACACUUUAAUUGUUUUCUAAUUACCUUUUACAUUUUUUGUUGUUCCUGUUGAGGGAAUUAGACUCUUCCUAUGCACCAUCAGGCUUUGAUUUUUAUACAUCAUUAUAUAUUGUUUGCAAAUUUCUUUAUUAUGUGGCAUUUAAUUGCAAGUCUUUAACAAACAUCACAGAAAGCAAGGGAUUUAUUUAGCUCUCUGGAAUCCCAAGGCAAAUAGCCUUCCAGUCAACAAAACAUCUGAGUAUUGAUUAUCCUUGGUUCCUCCCAGUGAUCCAAUUUUGGACUCAACUUGCCACUUCUACGUUGAAUCCCACUAGUUUUCAUAUUUUUGUCUGAGUUCUGAUGUUUAUAGACACUGACUAAAAGCUCUGAUUUGUCUCAUUAGCUUAGUCAUUGUCCUGCCUGAUGUGAUUCUGAAUCAUACAGGCAAACUAUCCUAGGUUUGAUCGCCAAAUUGACAGGACUCAACAAAGAUUAUGAAGGCAAAGUUGAAUGGACAAGUAUUGUUGCUGCUGUUUGUUAUCCAGUAAUUUCUGCUGGGUAAGUGUUCAUCUAGCUCGCUCAUGCCACCCCUGCCUCAUGAUUACCAGAGGUAUGUCAGAUGGAAAGCCGUGCAUAUCUUAGUUGGUGAAUAUUUUUACCGUAACCAAAGUAAUUAUUUAUCAAUAAAACUGUUUAAAUAAUGUGAAAACACUAUAAGAUUUGUAGUAUUGAGCUUUGUGUAAUAUCUAGUGCUACUGUCGUGGAAUAUAGCUAUGCAGUCCUGUACUUCUCACACAUCUCAGCAAUAUUUGUUGAUUAAAUUGAUCCAAAAGAAGUAAUGAAUAUUAGAUUUAAUUUUUGUUCCUAAUUUGGAAUGUGAUUUUUUUAAAAGUCGUAUUGUACAAGAAUACAGUCCUAGUGGUUUAACAAGUCAGCAGCAUGAAACUUGAAAUCUCAUUUGCUUGUUCUCAAGCUUCACAUCCAGGCCAAAGGUUAUAAAGUUGAGGGAUGUUUAAAUGAGAAAUUUAAAAUGAAUUUUCCUUGUAUAACCUUAAUACAACUAUUAAGUCACGGAUAGAGAAGAGAAAAAAUGCUAAGAUUCCUGCUCCAGACUCUUAACAGAAAACUCUUGCUUGAUCUGUAAAUUUAUGCACAUUAGUCCAAGACAGAUUUAUCUUUUUGCUGUGGUGUCAUGUACGAUCUCGAAGUUGUUGCCUGAGUGCACACACAAGGUAAUAAUGUGCCUGUAGAAAUUGUAGUUGGUAUCCGCCAAUCUCUUCAAAAGAACAAAAACUAUGCAUCUUCUCCUUGUACCCCAUCAUUUAAUUUAUCUUUGGAACCUGGCUGAGGCAUUGAGUAAAAUGCCAUGAUGUUGUGAUGCAAGCUGUAUGCAUUUGUUUGCCUUGGUGCCACGAGCUGCUUUCUAAUUUUCUCCACUUCCUAAAGUUGCAUACAAAGAUGAGUUAUUGUAUGGAACUUGGGAUGUUGGUAUUCUCUGAUCAGUUAUCCAUAUGGCCAAAUCACUUUGUGUAGCUAAUUUGGAGGUGAAUUUGCCUGAUUGAGAGGAUGCACAGGAGCACCCAAAGUCAUUGAGUAGCAAUUAAAAGAGAAGGGAAGUGUAAAUAGUUGGUCAAUAGCCUCCUAGACAUGACCACUUUUUUAAAAAAAAGUACAGCUUGAAUUCCAGUCACCAUUACAAAUGAAAUAAGUAGCAGUUAUGCAUUGGCUACUUGCUAAAUUGCCCAUAUUUACUGCUAACAUCAGUGGCACCUCCUUAUAAUAAAGGGAACUAAAUUUUUGAGAGUAUUGAGGAUUUGCCAUUAGUGCCAUGCACAUAAUUUCACCCUAUUGCACUUGAAAAAUUUGGAGUUCCAGUCUACUGGGCUCUUAACAAAGCCAGUAAAGUACCCUUGCAAAAUAUUUUUUUUAAAAUUCAAUGCUGGAAAUCUACAAUAAAAACAGAAAAUGCAGGAAACACCCAACCAGUUAGAUAACAUUUUGGGCCUAGGAUCCUUUAUGAAGGGUCUCAGACUUGAAAUAUUAAACUGUUUCUCUUUCCACUGAUGCUGCCUGACCUGCUGAGUGUUAUCAGCACUUUUUAUUUCCAUAAAGGACCCUAUCCUGCAGCUGUUAACGAUCUGUUAAUAUUAGAGUAUUGAUCAUUAGAUGGCAUAUAUAUAUUAAGGCAGGGUUGACGUGGAUCUUGUGAAACAGGCCUUCCAGUAUUAUCUGUUCCAAUUAUUGUGCCACCUUGAGUAUAUGAAAAUUUUUAACAAGAUAAUUUAUUCAUGCUUGAUAUAACAGUAGGGAAGGUCGGCAUAUCACAAAAAUAUGCUGGCAUUACCAUUUUUUUGUUAACCCUUCUCUGCAGCUUUGCAUUUAAGAUUUGUGAUAUUCUGGCAGCAAACUUCAUUACAAAUAGUAAAUCUUGGUAAUAUAGGGGCAGGCUAUUUGAAUUCCCAUGUUUGUUCUGAUUCUUUUGAAUGAUUAGCCUCACCUGCCUGCUUUAUUUUCCCCUAAAGACUUGUAAUUGUAGAAAUUGUGUCAUGUUAUGAUGCAAUAGCUCUCCCAAUUUUAAAUGUAUUAUUGUAAGAUGAUACAGUUUUAUUUGCAAGUGAACCAGAUGAGAUUCCACAUAAACAGGUGACAAUUCAAUUUCUUUUCCUCAGUCUCAUCUCAUGAAUUGCAAUGGUAGACUAUUCAUUUUACUUUCUUCACUGCAUAUGGGUUUUUGCUGUCUGACUUUUUGUACAAGGUGCACGAGUUGGGCAACAAUUUACUAAAAAAAAUUCUUGUUCUAAGUCGGUGAAACAAAACUGUACAGCAUAACUACAUGCAAAGGUUAAUCAGUUUUUCAAUGGUUUAUUCCAAAUAUUACAUGAUUAAUCUAAUUGUUAUUGACUUUUUUUGUGGCAAGUUUUGUCUUUAAAUUAUAAAAUAUCAAAUGUCCUUGUAUUUCAAAAAUAAAACAUUAAUUCCUUUGAAGCUGUUAAUUAAGGGUGAUUUAAUUUUUAUUUUGUUCAAGGAAAUACUGCAAGUAUAACAUGUAAUCUAAUUUAAUGGCAUCCUUAAUUAUUACAUCCUAAUUUUUUUGCAGAAUUAGUUUUAAUGUAUUUCCUGUACAUUAACAUGAGGGAUAUUGGAACAGUGUAGAUAGAACUUCUGUUUCAUGUACACCCAUUUAUCAAGAAGUCACUAUUAUUUCAGGUGUAAAAUGGUGGCAUGCAGAAUAAGGCUCUGAGUAAUUUCUCCUAGCAAUAUGCCUCAACACCAAUCUUGCAAGAGCAUUGCCUUAAUGUACCAGUGACAUUUUCCAACUUCUCAGACUGUGGGCACUGAUAUUGCCAGUUGAUGUUCACUUAUCUGCAGGUACAUGUACUUUGCACUCUGGAUUGAGACAGACAAAUUCUAUUUUCUGUAGAAUUUUUGCAGCUGGUUAACAAAAGUUAAAUGUCAUUGGAUUGACCUUUUAGACUUGAACAAUAAUCAAUGAUACUAUUAGACAUUUGUUAUAUUAAUGAGACAGCUUUCUUUUUGACCUACAUUGGUUUACAUUAAAUGUUUUAAUCUCUGCUAUGGUCAAAAUGUUUGUUUGAAAACUAGCUUGAUCAUUUUUUUCCAUUACACUACAUAAUUAAAGUAUAGAUAAAUUUUUGAGGGGGUGGGUGUUGCUGGGGUUACUGAAUGUACAUUGAGGUAAAAUGCAUGAAGAUGUUCCAAGCCUAUGGGAGGAGUCUGUUUUUACAUUUAAAUGUGAUGAUAUUAAACAAAAUUCUGGAAAUAUACAACUGGUAUGUCAACAACUGAAGAGAUGUGACUAUUUCUACACCAGUUCUGACAAGCUUUUACCUGUCUUAGCUCUUUACAAAUGCUGACUGACCUAUGCAUUUCCAUGUUUACUGUGUUUCCCUGAAAUUGCUAGCAUUUACAAACUUUAUUUUGAUACCAGUCUUACUUGCACACUUGGAUGUAAUAAAUACUGAUGCAUGCUUCCUGUUGUGCACGACAUGUAUAUGUUCCAACAGCAACAAAGAUCUUCGUGGUGUCUCUCUUGCAUAUGUAAUAAAUGUACUGAGGUGCCUUAAGGAUGUUUUGGGUUAGUCACAUCAAUAACACCAUUAUAGCUGUCAUCUCAGCCAGCACUGAAUACUGCAGGCAACCUCAUAAGCUUAUUGCAUGUAAAAGAUUUCUUCAACCCAAACAUCAAGGUGUCAUUGUAGCUGCACUCAUCAAAUGGGGCAAUGUGCUUAUUGGUGUAUUUGAUCUCUGUAUAUAUAUGGUGCUGUACAUAACUAUGGCCUCUGUAAAGUGUGGAGAAUGCAUUUUUUGUUUGGUUUUGUAAAUUGUAUUCCAAGUCUUUGAUAUCCAGCUGUCAUACUGCAAAUAUUUAUGGUCAAGUUACUUUUCCAUUUAUCAUUGCGCCUCAUGAUUGAUUUACACAGUACUGUGUACAGAGGAAAUAAAA
This is a messenger RNA of Pristis pectinata (smalltooth sawfish), 9812 nucleotides long. RefSeq names its product APC membrane recruitment protein 1 (gene amer1). The coding region runs from base 713 to 4258 and encodes 1181 amino acids. Gene Ontology annotation, biological process: regulation of canonical Wnt signaling pathway. Gene Ontology annotation, molecular function: beta-catenin binding; phosphatidylinositol-4,5-bisphosphate binding. Gene Ontology annotation, cellular component: plasma membrane. The transcript has 4 exons. Lineage: Eukaryota; Metazoa; Chordata; Chondrichthyes; Rhinopristiformes; Pristidae. The record is from RefSeq and is a predicted model, not a curated record.